CCGCUGGGCUGAGGCAGAGGGAGGCCGCGUCGUGGUGGUGGUGGCGGCGGCGGCGGCGCUGGUGUUGGUGAUGUAGUGACGCGUUUCCCUGGAGACGGCGAUGUUCUUCUCCUCCUCCUCCUCCUCCUCCUGGUCCUGCAGCUGCUGCUCCUCCUCGUCCUUGUGGCGCUUGUGGCGCGAGGCCUGUUCGAGGCGGGGGCCUGGCGGGCCGGCCGGGGGAGGCCCCUCUGCGGGGCAUGGGGGCUGAGCAGCGGCGGAGGGAGGAGCAGCAGGAGGAGGAGGAGGAGCCGGGAGGCGCGGAGGGAGAGCAGGACCAAGGAGAAGAGGAAGAGGAUGGAGGAGAGGCUGGGGGCCAGAGCAGAGGAGGCCCUGCCGCAGGGGGAGGCGGUGGGAGCCUCCCUGGAGAGCCCCCCUCAGCCUCCCCUCCGAGGGGCCACCCGCCUUCCCCUUCUCCUCUGCACUUCGGCCUGGUCCCCUGGGAGCUCCACGCGCGGCUCCUUGACCAGCAGGACUACCGCGGCCGCGUGGGGGCCAUGGAGCAGCUGAAGCGGGUGCUGGCAGAAGCCCCCGGACCGGCCCUGGCCUCCCUCCCGGUCCCCAGCCUCCUGGGCCUCCUGGCCCUCCUCCGCGCCCUCCUGGACGACUCCAACUUCAAGGUGGCUCUGGGGGCCCUCGAGGGGCUGAGGAUCCUGGCCGCGCAGCUGGGGAGACACGCCUGCGCCACCCCGCCGCCUUGGCUGGAGCCCCUGGUGUCCGCCGCGGCCAAGGUCCUGGGGGACGCCAAGCUGGCCAUCCGCCAGGAGUACCACCAGCUCUUCCUGGGGCUCAUGCGAGCGGCCGGGCCCCGUCCAGUUCUCAACCUCCUCCUGCGCUCGGAGCACCUGCGCCACAGAAACUCACGCGUCCGAGAGGUCGUCGUCGCCAUUGCUGUCGCCGCCCUCCUCACCUUCCCCAGCGAGGACUUCGACCUGCCUGGCAUGGUGGACACUUUGGCUCCGGCCCUGGCUGACCCCAAGCGGCGCGUCCGUCAUGCCGCCCUUGAGGCCUUUGCCGUCCUAGCCUACGCACUUGGGCCUGGGCGCACCAGCAUCAUCUUCCAGGCUGUAGACGCCGUGGAGCUGCAGGACGACGGGGAGGGGGUGAUGGCCGCCGUCCAGGCCCGCUUAGCCCGCAAGACCCUCCCCAGGCUGACCGAGCAGUGGUUCGUGGAGUACGCCGUGCCCCUGCCACCCUCCUCCUCCUCUUCGUCUUCCUCGGCAGGAGCUGCUCACGGGAGAGGCUUCCACUUGCCCCAUGGGGCCGACACGGACUGGCUGCUGGAGGGCAACCGCAUCCAGAGUGCCCACAGCUGCUCCGGGGAGCCAUCCGCCUCCCUCGCCCCCUUCGGAGACCACCAAGCAGGAAUUGGCCCACGGCGGGUGCUGAGCGCCGGGAAGGGGAAGCUGCCCUGGGAGAGUGAGCCGCUUUCAACUUCAAACAAUUUUCUUCACUCUCCAAAAGUGAGGCCUUCUCAAGAAGGUGUGAUGUCUUCUCACCAGCACCAUAUUUCGGGAAAAUGUGGGCCCCUUGGCUUUGCUCACACUCGUGGAAAGAGCGGUAGCGUGGAUUCGGACUUACAGUUUGUAGGUUUGAGCAAUUCCUGGCAGGAUAAAGUGUGCACCAGCCUCAAUUUCACCAACAAGCCCCAGCGGAUCUUUUGCAGCCCGCCUGAGCACACGCCGCCUCCACCUCUCCUGGGCUCCCACACCAACCAAGGAGCCUUUAUUCUCCCCUCGUAUCCCUUUGCAUCGCCCAGGCACAGUCCAAAGCACACUUCCCCUCCUGCAGAUCCUCUCAGGAGCUCACAAGAUCACACUAUUAACUUCUCUAAUUCCUGGCCUCUGAAGAGCUUUGAAGGGCUUCCAAAACCGACCCAUCAGAAGAAAUUUUCCAGCUCGGUAGGAGGAGAAGUUGCCGAACUCAAGUUCCAGGGUACCCCUCCGAUUCAGCUGAAACCUGCCUUUGUGAGACCCCCGUCUUCACGGAGAGGCCUGAGCGGAACAAAACCAGUGCCUCCAAUCCCCAGGGGAGUGAGUCCCUUGCCUGAUAAAGAAAAAACCAGCAUCUUGGGACACAAGAAUGGGGAAGCUGAAGACCUCUGGUUGAACGAGAGGAACAAGAAACUGUCUCUGGAUCUUUCAGAGCUGAACGUCAGUGAAAAAGACCUGGAUGAGGAUGAGAUGCAGAGUUCCCUGCGAUCUCUUCGCAACAGCGCAGCUAAGAAGAGAGCAAAACUGAAUGGCAGCAUGUCUGACCUUGAAAGUCCAGACUCUGUGCUAAAGCUGGAUCUGACCUCGGACUCCCCUUCUUGCUUGUCUUCCCCGAGCACCAGCUCCUACAGCGAAAGUGGCAUCUACAGCCAGGAUUCCAUCACCUCCCCGCUCUCCUCCGGCCCUCAGGGGAUAAGAACCAUGUCUGACACCCUUCCUGUACUGGGAGGCAGUUCCCGUCCCAUGAAGCUCUCUCCAGCCCGGAGUCAAGGUCCUGUCAUACUGGAGCAGAGUCCCAGCACAGUGAUACUCUUUCACGAGAAAGCUGCCUCCGGUGUUAGCAUCAGUGGCCAGCGUCUGAACUUCGGAAAUGGAUCAGGAGACUAUGAAGAGGUCCGACAGAAGGCUGUCUCGCCUGUUGUUCUGAAGGGGCAGGGCAGAGAGCACCAGCGGCACAGUAAAUCCACAAAAGGAUUUGCUGGACCAACUCAGAGUUUACAGCAGCUGACUAGCCUAGACUUCAUUUCACCAAGUGCCUUGCCAGAAGACUCUGUUGUUGUUGUUGGAAAAGGGGUGUUUGGCAGUUCACCACCAGCUCCACUGACUUACAGCCAAUCCAUCAUGUUCUCCAUGGAGAAUGGAGAUGCCUCUUCCUUCAAGCCAAGUAUGGAGCCUCUUUCUGGGAUCUAUGGGAGAGCUGUCCAGCAACAGAGCUCUGCACUUUACCUGGAUGUAGAAAAUGAAAGAGACGUGAAAGUUGCCUUAUCGAAAUCUGCCCGGGAAAAGAUGAGACAGAAGAAGAGAGAAGAGAAAGAGCACCGGGAUGUUAGAGACUUGGAAAAGAAGGACCCAAACCCUUGGGAUCAUCUUAAACCCAGUGAACCAGAGAGGAUGGCCACAGAGAGCAGAAAUGCUGCUUUCAGUCCUAUGCUGAAAAGAACACCAAGUAUUAAAAGGACACAGCCAUCUGUUUUGCUCGACUCAGGGGAAAUAUCUCCGGGGCCACGAAUACAGGUCAAGGACCGGAUAUUGCCUGCCAUGCACAGUCCAGAGAUCAUGGAACCAUCAGAGCUGCGACCUUUCCCAAAGCCUGAGCUGGCUCUUUUGGAGGCACUGCGGCAUCUGUCUGAGGAGGACUGGGAGAGGAAAAUUGAAGGCCUGAACUCAAUCCGGUGCCUCUCCGCUUACCACCCUGACACAUUGACUGCAAAGCUGCAUGAGACCAGCCUAGCUGUGGUUCAAGAGUUGAAGAAUCCGCGAUCUGUGGUUUCUCGAGCUGCUGUGGUUUGUUUAGGGGACUUGUUCUACUACCUGAAAAAGAGGAUGGAUCAAGAACUAGAUAAUACUGUGAAAGCCCUGCUCCACAAAGCUGGGGAAUCAAACACCUUCAUUAGGGAGAAUGUGGACAAAGCCUUGAAAGCAAUGGUCAGUAACGUGACUCCGGCACGGGCUCUCUCUUCCCUCAUCAGUGGAGGCCAAAGCCACUUGAACACAACAGUGAGAAGAUGCACAGCCCAGCACCUAUCAGACAUUGUGGAACACAUGGGACCGGGACGCAUUUUGUCUGGUAUUAAGGAUGUGACAGACAAGAUUUUGUCUGCUGUGGCCAAGUUUGUCCAAGAUGGAUCACAAGAAACAAGGUACUACGGGAGGAAGAUGCUCUUCACUCUGAUGACACACGCUGACUUUGAUAAGAUGCUUGAAAAGAAUGUGCUGCCAAAGGACUUGCCUUAUGUUAAGGAGACAGUGAACAACCUCCGCCAGAAGGGCCUCGGUGAGAUGCCGAUAGUCACUCCUUCGGCCAAAGGAAGGCGUUCUCACAAUGGGAACAUGGACAGUUCGAGGUCAACCUCAGUGUCGCGAGAAGUGCUCCAUGCGGGUGACAGGGAGAUCAGAGAAGGACAUGAAAUUUCAAGGAAACCUGCUCCUCGUAAUGCCUUGGAAAGUGCAGAAUAUGUGAAGGUUUUAACAACUUUACUGAAUGCAAAAGACUUCCGGGAUCGAAUUAAUGGAAUUAAACAACUGUUGGCAGAUACAGAGAGUAACCAAGACCUUGUUGUUGCCAACAUUGUGAAGAUCUUCGACGCCUUCAAGUCUCGCUUGCAUGACUCAAACAGCAAAGUCAACCAGGUGGCCCUGGAGACCAUGCACCGGCUGGUUCCUCUGCUGAAAGAGAAGCUCUCCCCUGUCAUCAAUAUGCUGAUUCCUGCCCUGGUCGACAACAACCUGAACUCCAAGAACCCGGGGAUUUACGCAGCUGCCACCAGCGUUAUCCAAGCACUUUGCCAACACUUAGACAAUUACCUGCUUCUCCAGCCAUUCUGCACAAAGGCUCAGUUUCUGAAUGGAAAAGCCAAGCAAGAUAUCACUGAAAAACUUGCUGAGCUAGUGGUGGAGCUGUAUCCCCGGAAGCCUCACGCCGUGGAGCAGAAAGUCCUGGUUGUUCUGUGGCAUUUGUUGGGUAACUUGACCAAUGGCGGCUCUUUGCCUAGUGCUGGCGGAAAUAUCAGGACAGCCACCGCUAAGCUGUCCAAAGCGCUUUUUGCACAAAUGGGUCAGAACUUGCUGACCCAAGCUGCCUCCCAGCCUCCCUACAUCCGAAGAACGCUCGAGGAAUUCCUUGAGCAGCCUACCUGACACAGACACUGCAUACGGAGACCCCCAGGUGUGAUAUGGACGUUGCAUGGCUACUACGGUCACGUUACUGAACAACUGACAGCAAACUGGUUUUUUUCGUGAGGGUGCAGAGAUUAUUCCCAAGGUAUGUUUCUUGGCUGUGCCUGCGCUUUUUCUGCAGAAGCGAACUCGGAUUGUUUUUAAUGACUGACCAUCACAGACCUUGUCUCUCCGGUUAUGUCCAGAACUGGACAUGGAACCAAACCAGUAUAGCUCUUGCGAAAACUUCUCUGUCUUCUCCAGUGCUGUUCAGAGAUCCCGCAGAAUUGGGAUCGGUCGUCUGUGAAAACAAAGUCAACUCUGUUCAUUUGCACUCUCCUUUCAACUCGGCAACGGAGAUGAGAUUUUGAAAUAGGAGUAGUUUUAAUCAUGGAAUCAUGUUGUAUGACAUGUCUUCUCAUGUAGCCUUAAAAACGGGGCUGGGUGGGGAAAUAAUCUUCGAGAGACACAUAGAAGAACAAGGUUCUGUGUGGCAUUUGUGGAAAAAAAGUAUUUCAUUAUUGAAAUCAUUCCCACUCAUGACUGUACAGUGUUAGCUUGCUUUUGCUGCUGUUGGUGUUACUACUAUUGCUUGACAGUUGGGCAGAAUUUCUCUGCACACCGUUUUGUCAGACCUUUUAACAGGUUAAUGAAGCAUGUUGACCAAAGUUUAUAGAACGUGAAAAUAACUUUGAACAGAUUUUGAACAACACACAUCUUUUAAGAGAAAUGUCACGUGUUGGAUAUAAACUUCCAUAUUUUAGUGUGAAAAACAUAUUGCAGGAUUUUAUCUGUCCCAAGAUUUAUUAUAAAGGUGUUAUCUAUCCCUGCCCUGCUGUGCAGUCCUCAGCAAUAUAGUGCCAGUUCUUCUUCUGCUCUCAGAAUUUGACAUCUACAAGUACUGUAUUCAUUUGAAAGGAGAAACAAGUUAUAAAAUAAAUGGAUUUAUUUCUGUA
Molecule: messenger RNA, 5860 nt
Organism: Sceloporus undulatus (fence lizard)
Lineage: Eukaryota; Metazoa; Chordata; Lepidosauria; Squamata; Phrynosomatidae
Gene: TOGARAM1
Product: TOG array regulator of axonemal microtubules 1
Exons: 22
Coding region: 237-4886 (1549 amino acids)
Biological process (GO): microtubule cytoskeleton organization
Cellular component (GO): cilium; cytoplasmic microtubule
Molecular function (GO): microtubule binding
Source: RefSeq, a predicted model, not a curated record